CCGUGAGCCUGGGCGUGGGGCUCGGGGCGCGGCGGGAAGCGACGCAAGUUGAUGGGGGGGCCGGAGCGGCCCGGAGCCGGGUGCGCCUCGGCGGAAGGGGUCUGGGACGCCGCUCGGACACGCGCGGGGUGCGGGCACGCGGGCACGGCGCCGCGUCCCCCGGGAACGGAGGUGGCGGCGCGGAGCCCCGUUGGUGGCACGGCGGCCGCGCACGCAGCCUCGCCGGGGACGGGAGCCGGGACGGCGGCCCCGUUCGGCUCCUGGCGGGACCGCUCCGGGCGCACCACGAGGUCGGUGCCCGCCGCCGCGCCCUCUCCCUGACUGCCCGGGCGCACGGACGGGUCGCGGGCGGGGGUCGGGGCGGGGGCAGCCGAGCGGCUCACCGCUGGUGGAACAUUAAAGCGAGCCGGGGCUGGGGAAGGUGAUCGGAUGCCUGGUGAAUGAGUCACCGCGCUCCUCCCGCCGGUCCCCUUCCUGCCCGAGUUGACCGGCGGAGCUCGGCGCAGGGGCGGCGGAGUGUGACCGCGUCCUUGGGGCAGCCGAGGGGCGACGGCGCUGCCCCGGUGCCCCACGCACCGCCCGCGGCCGCCGCUGCUGGGACAAAACGCCCCCCGGGCCGCUAUCGGCCGGAGCGAGGCCCGCCAGGUCCCCCGCGCCGUCCCCUUCCCAGGGAGAGGAGAAAACCUGCGGGGCGGUGACAGCACGGAGGGGACGAAACAGGCGCGAGGCUGUGCCCCGGUCUGCCGCGGGCAGCAGCGGGAACAGAGGAUGUGGGGUGGGGCGGACGGGGACACGGGGCUGCCCCGCAGCGCUUCCAUCGCCCUCACCGGGUGACAGCCCCGGGACACGACGAACUGUGGUGAGGGGCGAAGGCGAGCCGGGGAGAAAGCCUGAGCGGAUCAGGGUGGUGGGGCUGCUGUGGAGGGCGUCCGUGCACUGGCGUGGAGGAUUCCCUGUGGGAGCCGUCCCCAGCCCCUGCAGAGGGGAUUCUGCCGCCGCCCACCCCGGCCUGCACUCUGCACUCAGGGCAUCUGCGAGGCCUUGGGAAGGCUCCAGGGCCACAGCCUCAGGCAGGAAGCAGCCCCACUCCGUGGCAGAGUAGGGCAGCCUUUCCCCACGGCGCCCUGCCGGGGGGGGGGAGGGGGGGGGCGCAUCCCGACUCCUUCCCCGGCCUCUGCCUGUCCUCUCUUUUUGGGCAGGGGGGAAAGCCAAAACGGGAUUUCCCUCCCCCCAGGAUCCUGCUGUAAUCUGCGCUUCUCUCCCUGCUCACUGAGCACCGCAGCACUGGCCCGACUUGGCCGACCUGCGUUUGAACUUUCAGAGAAAACAAGUCAUUACCGAGGAGAAGCCGCAUCUCUGUGAGGCCUAAUUUCGGAGGGUUUUUUUUCAGGGCCUUUAUCUCUCCUAUCUGCUGUGCAGCCAUGGGGCUAAAUUACCCGGAAAGUCAGGCUCGGGCGGGUUUAGCUUUCAGGAACGCAGCUCACAGCGGGCACUUCCUUGAGGCCGUGAGCACAGAGCUGUGUGCAGGAGCAUGGCCCGGAGGCCCUGGGCAGCCUCCUGGAGGCCCGCGACCAGCUGACGCUCUGCCCCUCAUGCAGGUGAGAACCCUGUUUGUCAGCGGCCUUCCCCUGGACAUCAAGCCCCGCGAGCUCUACCUGCUCUUCAGGCCCUUCAAGGGCUACGAGGGGUCGCUUAUCAAGCUCACCUCCAAGCAGCCCGUGGGGUUCGUGAGCUUUGACAGCCGCUCAGAGGCUGAGGCUGCCAAGAAUGCACUGAACGGCAUCCGCUUUGACCCUGAGAUCCCCCAGACGCUGCGGCUGGAAUUUGCCAAGGCCAACACCAAGAUGGCCAAGAGCAAGCUGGUGGGCACUCCCAACCCCAGCGCACCCCUCCCCAACACCGUACCUCAGUUCAUCGCCAGGGAGCCCUAUGAUCUCACAGUGCCUGCACUUUACCCCAGCAGCCCUGAAGUGUGGGGGCCGUACCCUCUGUACCCAGCGGAGCUGGCGCCUGCUCUACCUCCUCCUGCGUUCACAUACCCUGCUUCGCUGCAUGCCCAGAUGCGCUGGCUCCCUCCCUCCGAGGCUGGGUCUCAGGGCUGGAAGUCCCGUCAGUUCUGCUGAAUGCUGUGUCUCAGGUGUGUGAUGGCGGCCGACGGUCAGUCUUGUGGGUAUGAACAGAGCCCCCCGGCGGCUGCUGGGCACGCACGCUCUCCACAGAACCACAGUGUGCUGGCUAGGAAGAAACCUCACACAAGUCUGGAUUCCUCCAAGACUUUCCCACAGCCUCUAUCACACAUCUGUUCUCCUAGAAGAAAGUGAGAAGCAUACCCAGUAUAUUUCCCUCUUUUACACUGUAUAUUUGUAAGAAAGAGCGUGUUACUGAUGAAAGCAUGGUUUGACAGGCACUGCUGUAGCGUUUGAAAAGUAUUUUCAAACACCCCUAGGAAAGCAGACUGCAAAAAAAAAAAAAAAAAAGCAAAGCGAGAG
Molecule: messenger RNA, 2489 nt
Organism: Phasianus colchicus (ring-necked pheasant)
Lineage: Eukaryota; Metazoa; Chordata; Aves; Galliformes; Phasianidae
Gene: RBPMS
Product: RNA binding protein, mRNA processing factor
Molecular function (GO): RNA binding
Source: RefSeq, a predicted model, not a curated record